CGCCGGGCAAUCCCCUGCUCAUGAGGCGCACUCGCUCUCCGCCGCCCUCCCUGGUCGGGCUGCUGCUGCUGCUCCUGCUGUCGGUGGCCCUGGCCGGCGUGGUGGCCGCCACGCCCGCCCGCCCCGGCCGCGAUGCCGUCGCCAUGGCGGCCACCUGCGAGCCCGGGUACUACCUCGGCGCGCAGGACACCUGCCUCCUGUGCGACCCCUCGUGCGCCACCUGCUCCGGGCCGGACGUCUGCGAUACCUGCCGCACGGGCAUGGUCUUCAUGUCGAUGGACGCCUCGGAGCCCAGCCGCUGCACGGUCCGGUGCCCCCCGGGACAGGUCGCCCUGCAGUCCGGCCGGUGUGGCCCCUGCAGCGCGUCCUGCUCCAUGUGCGAUGUCCUGCCGAGCCAGUGCACCGUCUGCGCGCCGGAGUACGGCUGGAGCAAUGGCAAUGCCCCGCCGGUCGGCUCGCAGAACUCCUGCAUCCCCUGCCCGGCAAACUGCCUGACCUGCUCCGGCACGCACACGUCCAACCGGUGCUUCACCUGCAACCUCGGGUAUGUCCUCUCGCCGCAGGGGACCUGCGUGGCCAGCUGCCCGGACGGCACCGGGCCGGAUGCCGACCGGUUUUGCCGGCCCUGCCACGGGUCGUGCGCCACCUGCAAGGGCCCGGCCGCGAACCAGUGCACCUCCUGCCCCCAGGGCAUGAGCCUGAGCCCGGGGGCCGAUUCGACCGGCACCUGCACCUCCAGCUGUGCCCCCGGCACCUACUUCGAUGUCGGGGCCUCGGCCUGUCAGCCCUGCCACGAGUCCUGCGGCUCCUGCUUCGGGCCCGACAGGACCCACUGCCUCGCCUGCCUGGACAAGCGCUUCCUCAAGCGGGGCCAGUGUGUGACUUCCUGCGGCUCCGGCCACUACCUUCGGGAUCUCGCCUGCCACCCGUGCAAUCCCUCCUGCAGGUCCUGCGCCGGGCCCCUCUUCACCGACUGCGUCGGCCUCUGUCCGGACUGGAUGUUCUCCAUGCCGGCGGUGGACUCCCCCAAGACCUGUGUUCCCGGCUGCGGCAUCGACACCGGGCGCAUCAAUGGCUUCAACUGCACCCGGUGCGGUGUCAUGUGCGCCGAAUGCGCCGCCAGCGCCGACCCCAUGGGCAACAUCCAGACCCGGUGCACCCUCUGCGAGGAGGGCUUCAAUGUCGACCCGACCGGCAGCUGUGUCACCACCUGCCCCGAGGGCAGCAGCCGCGUGGGCAACAUGUGCCACCAGUGUGCCUCCGGCUGCGAGGUCUGCCUCGACAGCGGGUUCUCCGGCUGCCUGGCCUGCCGCCAGGACUUGCCGCUGACCUUCAACGGGGCAUGCUAUGCCACCUGCCCGGAUGGCACCUUCCAGUCGGAGCAGACGUGCGUCCGGUGCGACUCCGCCUGCGCCAAGUGCACCGACGGCGCCGACUAUUGCACCCAGUGCCCGGCCGGUCGCUUCCUCAUGCCGGAUGGCACGUGCGUGGGCGCCUGCCCGGCUGGCCACUUUGCCCGGAGCGCCGAGUCCGGCGGCCACAUUUGCCAGCCCUGUGACAGCUCCUGCGUCGAGUGCGAUGCCGCCGACUCCUGCACCGUCUGCCAGCCCGGGGACAAGCUCCACAAGGGCCGGUGCCUUGACGCCUGCCCGGCGGGGUCGCUUGCCUGCUCGCAGUCGCCCACGUGCAUUUCCUGCCCGGCCGGCUGCCAGCAGUGCGAGCUGGCGGUCGACACGGCGUCCGCCUGCUCGGCCAUCUGUGUCCAGUGCAGCGGCGACCUGUACCUGACCACCGGCAAGGAGGCCUGCGUGGAGCAGUGCCCCCACGGCUCGGUGGCCCUGGCCGGGUCGUUCUACUGCGAUGCCUGUGACAGCCACUGCCAGACAUGCCGCGACAGCACCAGCCAGUGCACCUCCUGCGCCGACCCGACGGCGUGGCUGCGCCAGGACACCGGCGCCUGCGUCGGCGCCUGCCCCUCCAUCGGCAUGGUCCCGGUGGAGUUCCCCGGCGCCGCGUUCCCGGACCCGGCCCGCGUGUGCCUCUCCUGCCCGGUGGAUUGCGACGCGUGCGCUGCCCCGAAGGGUGCUCCGGAAAAGUGCGAGCUCCAGGACGACCGGACGCUGGACUGCCCGACGGUCUUUGCCUGCGAGCGGUGCACCGGGCCCCUGCUGCUGGUCUCCCCGCUCGAGUGCUCGGCCGACUGCCCGGAUGGCACCUUCGCCGACCCGGAUGCCGAGCAUGGCCCGGUGCCCGCGUGCGUCUCCUGCCCCGAGGGCUGCCUCGAGUGCACCAGCCUCGACAACUGCACGGUCAAGUCCUCCAACAACCGCGCGCUCGCCAUCGGUCUUGGCGUGGGCCUUUCGCUCUUGGUUCUUCUGAUUGUCGCCGGUGUGGUGGCCAUCGUCAUGCUGCGCAAGCGCUCCUCCUCCGGCAGCAAGGACGCCAUGCCCAUGAACUCCCUCCAUGGCUAAAGCCGCAUGUCGGCCCCCACUCGCUCGCUGUAUGCUUCUCUCUCGGCCCUCCUCCGCAACGCUGUGCGCCACUGUCCACCGACCUCCCUCGUGUAGAGGCGCCCCUGCGUGGCGGAAGAAUACACACCGGGGCACCUUUCGCUUGUCCAUGUGUGCUCCUGUG
Fonticula alba is the source of this 2634-nucleotide messenger RNA. RefSeq lists its product as hypothetical. NCBI's taxonomy places the organism in Eukaryota, Rotosphaerida, Fonticulaceae. The record is from RefSeq and is a predicted model, not a curated record. The transcript is spliced from 4 exons. Bases 21 to 2471 code for a protein of 816 amino acids.